GGGUAAGAGGAAACCCUUAACUGCUCCGGCUCAACUGGCUCCUUUUUCUUUCCCUGCCUUUUCACGAACCCCCGUCGGACGUGUGCUCGCUCAGGACCAGAAUGGCAGCAUCAUCUGCACAGAGAACCAACGGGCCCCGCAAAAUGUUGCCGUUUGCUUUGCUCCUCAUCGCCUCACUCUUAAAUGCAGGAGUCACGGCACAGGAAGAGGAAGUUGUCACGGGGACGAUGCCAUCUGUGGAAGCAGUGGAACACGUACAACACAUGGUUCCAAUGACAUCUGAAGCUCCUGAGCCAGAGGAUCCACAAAUCUUGGUUUUCCCCACUCUGCCAUACGAGCCGACUGAACAGACUACAGCAGCAUCGGCGGCGGCAGCAGCAACACCAGCUGCUACAGAAGAGGAAGGAGACAGGAACGACAGCAACGACAGCAACGACAGCAACGACAGCAACGACAGCGGCCCUGUGGCUCCGGAGGACCCAGAAAACAAGAAAGUGGAGUUCACGGUCGAGGUUCAAACUGAUAUGUUCAAAAUGAUGGAGCCAGAGACGCCAGCACCGAUGCCUGGCAGAGGCGACGGCCCCAACAACAAACCACAGCCGGUGCCACAGGAGGAUGUUGUCUGCGUCAGCAAAGAGGCGGUCCAGGACAAAAACGCUGUCAAUCUAAAACUCAAGGCCUCCUCCAACUGUAAAGACACCAAAAUGAAGAUUGAAAGUGUUCUGCAGGAGCUGUGUGGGGAAGACUGUAAGCUAGAUAUCUACCAGGAGGACAACACAGACGAAAUCCUAGUGUCCGGAAAAUAUGUUGAAGAUGAUGUUGCAGGCAUGGCUGAUAAAUUCAACAAUGACAACAUCAAAGAUAAGACUGACGUGGAGGAGGCUCGUCCUCGUUGGGGGAAGAACUCUAAGUUGGUUCUGGUUUCCUUGCUGCUGACUGGCCUGUUGCUGGCGGCCCUGCUGGUCGCUGGUUAUUACCUCAAGACCCAUCGCAAGAACUCCAAAGGAGUCCGACUGGCGGAAUCUUUCCAGGUGGACGAGGAGAACCAGGCUAACACGCUGGUGUCUGUGGCCCCCCUACCCCAGGAGCCCGCGGACAAGCCGACCACCAAUGGCGAGUCUCCACCAGAUGGGACCAACCCCGCCCCCACCACCAACGGACACUCUGCCACCCAGACCCCAGUGGCUGACACAGAGAUGUGAAUCACGACACCCACCCACCCCCGAUGUCCCGUUCUACCCAACACCCGCCGAGACCCUCUACCCACAAGCCCCCUCUGCUGCCUCAGAGACUGUCCACACACUGAGACAAAUUCAACACGAAUCCACCGAAAUACAUUCAACUCUUCCUCUUCCUCUUCCGCACCUCUCUGGACUUUGAUGACGACAACGAUGAAGCUCGUGACUAUAAUGACGAUAAUGACAAUGCCUGUAAUGUGAAAAGUUAGGGAUCACUGGCCUUUGUUUGGGACUGAGGCUGCUCAGCAGGGCACUGACUGGGAUUUGUUAGCUGCCCUGACUUCAGUCUAGUUGUACAAUCAUUGUAGAAUCCCCAAAUAAUGCCAAAUACGUGCUGUUGAUUCCCGACAAAGAAGCAGCAAAUGCUCCAUUGUUUCAAUCCACGAAUGUGGUGCGAUGCAACCCAUGAAGCCAGGCAGUUGAAAGCUUUUGUAUUGUUUUUUUUAAAGACUGACGCUCACUGCUUGAUUGUUUUUUUUUUUCUUUCUUUCUAUUUGAUUCAGGAAAUGUUUGUCUUUGUAGCCUUUCUGUUUGCUUAACCUUGUUAAGACCUUUAACGUGCGAGAUGAGCAAAACAAAUGUAAUGAAAGAGAUCCAUCAAGUUGGAAUUUACUGAAAGUUGACGAUAUUUUCUCCCGGAUUGUAAAACUAAAAGUGAAAUAGAAAGAAACGACCAUGUUUGUAAAAAAAAAAGAAUUGAUUGUUAACCAAUUAUUGUAGUGUUAGCAACAACGGACGAAUGAGAUCGUAAACAUGUUCUUUGGUUUUACUGAGAAAUGAAAUUAAGCUCCCAAGCUCUUCAUCACAUGGAACAUGUCAGCUGAAAACUAUUAGUGUUUGCCUCGAUACUUUAGACCGAUAAGCAUAAUGAACAACUACUUUAUUAGAAGCUUAUUCGGGAUAGGUUGCAAAGUACAUUUAUAUUUUUGUGAUAUUGUGUUUUCAUGAUGACAUUGUUGUACAGUUUUCUUUUUCUUAAACAAACGUUUAGUACUCUCAGCAGCAGCAUUUUUUAAUUCAGAGUAAAACAAACAUUUCGACACAACAUGAAGCAGGUUCAGCAUUCCCAAAAACCGCCUUAAUCUCCUUGUUAAUAUAAAACUUGUUUUUCUACAUCAGCUGUACACGUUUCUUAGCUUCCUUUUUGAACGACUGGCUGCUUUCAUAAUGUACUGCAUGUGUAAAUACGCUCUCUCUGUUAGUAGUUUCUGUGCCCGACUCAUAAACUGUGAUUGUUG
Cottoperca gobio is the source of this 2476-nucleotide messenger RNA. Its product is annotated as hematopoietic progenitor cell antigen CD34. The transcript has 8 exons. Gene Ontology annotation, biological process: cell adhesion. Gene Ontology annotation, cellular component: membrane. Bases 102 to 1202 code for a protein of 366 amino acids. Lineage: Eukaryota; Metazoa; Chordata; Actinopteri; Perciformes; Bovichtidae. The record is from RefSeq and is a predicted model, not a curated record.